Closterium sp. Naga37s-1 is the source of this 1902-nucleotide messenger RNA. The record is from the annotation of a GenBank genome assembly. Lineage: Eukaryota; Viridiplantae; Streptophyta; Zygnematophyceae; Desmidiales; Closteriaceae.
AUGCUCUCACGUUCCCCUUCAUCCAUCUCCAAUUCUGCAUUUCCGUGUGAUCUUCCUUGUUUCUCCGUUCGUUCCCCCUCCACUGCCGUCCAUCCGUCGUGUUCUUUUCUCGCCGCUCGUCCUCCCUGUCCCCACCCCCCUCCCUUGAUCGCGCGCGCGCAAGGAAACGGUGUAAUGUUUGGCUCCGCCAUCCGCGCGUCGGCACGUCACGGCGUCAUUGCCUCUCCGUGUGCUUCCCCUCGCGCAUGUUAUGCUGUGGGCUCGCUGAACAAGUUUCAGGGACAGCACCCGCUGAGAGAACGAGCGAAGAAGCUGGGCGAUGGCAUUCUCGUCAUCAGGUUUGAGAUGCCGUUCCACGUGUGGUGUGGCGGGUGCAAGAGCAUGAUCGCCAAGGGCGUGCGGUUCAACGCGGAGAAGAAGCACAUCGCCAACUACCUCUCCACCAAGGUGCUCUUCCUCCCAACGCUCAUACCUCCAGGCUCCAGCACUCAUUUUCCUCCAUGGCAUUCCGCUUGCUUGCGUGCUGCACCAGCUGCGCGCCCUGCCAUGAGUCAUGACCAUGUCCCCACUGCUCUGCGCCCUGCCCAUCACCUUUUAACUCCGCCCUGCCGCCCGUUGCCGGCCGCCCUGUGUGGUGCAGAUAUGGAGUUUCAAGAUGCGGGCGGCGUGCUGCCAGCACGAGAUAGAGAUCCACACGGACCCCAAGAACUGCGACUACCUCGUCGUCAGUCACUCCAUACCUACCUCCAACCAUUCCCUCUCUCCUCUUCUUACUUGCCCUCUCCCCUCCUCCUGCUGCCCUAUCUCGUGUGCUCCUUGCUUACCUCCUUGAUGGCUUUCCUUGUGGUGAGUGGAGCGGAGCGCAAGGUGGUGGACAUUCCCAUACUACCCGCAUCCCUCCCUUCCUUUCCAUCUUUCUCCCUCUCUCUCCCUCCCUCUACCUCCCUCUCCCUUCCUCCCCCUCUCUCUCCCCCUCUCUCCCUCUCUCUCCCUCUCUCUCCCCUCUCUCCCUCCCCCAUCCUUCCCUCUUGUUCUCUCUCCCUCGCUCUUCGUCUCUCUCCGUCUCUCUCCCUCCUGCUCCCCCUCUCUCCCUCCCUCUCCCUCUCUCCCUCCCUCUCCCCCUCUCUCCCCCUUUCCAUCUCGCUUUCCAUAGUUCUUCCUCUCUCUCCCUCUCUCUCCCCCUCUUCAUAUCUCUCCCUUUAUCUCCGCCUCUCCCCCUCUCUCCCCCUAUCGCCCUCUCUCCCUUUAUCUCCCUCUCUCUCUCCCCGUCUCUCUCCAUCCCACCCCCUUCGUUGCCUGGACUGUCCAGAGCGAGAGCAGCUGUUGGAUCCGCUGGUGCGAUUGGAGCAUGGGGGGCGCGACCGCAAGAGGGCGGCAGCAGCUGCGCCCACUCUAGCGGCCGUGAAGGCUGCUGCGGACACCAAGCAUGCCGACCCCUUCCGCCUCAACCGUGUGCUGCGCUCCCACCUCCGGGAGCGCAAGAAGCGGGUGGCAGAGGAGGAGGCAGAGGCACGCAGCAGGGGGCUGGCGAUCCGGCUGCUGCCGCCCUCACAGGCGGACAGUGCAGCAGCUGCAGCAGCGCCCUUUGCCCACCGCUUUGACCACAACCGCGCGGAGAAGCGCGCCGCCAUUCGCAGCGCCUCCAUCUUCACCCCCUCUGCUGCUCCCCCUGCCACUCCUGCUUCCGCUGCUGCUGCUGGCAGCUCGUCACACAAACGGCAUAAACCAGAGGGCAAGCAACAACUUACCCUGACACACAAGAGCAGCAGCAGCAGCAAGAUCAGCAGUAGAAGCAGCGGCGGGGAGAAGAAGGCAGAUGUGGCAAAGAGGGCGGAGCUUUUGGCGAAGAGGCGGCGGAUAGAUGUGCAGGGAGUGCUGGCACUGACACGCGGGCAGCUGUGA